Eruca vesicaria subsp. sativa (arugula) is the source of this 1062-nucleotide messenger RNA. The record is from the annotation of a GenBank genome assembly. NCBI's taxonomy places the organism in Eukaryota, Viridiplantae, Streptophyta, Magnoliopsida, Brassicales, Brassicaceae.
AUGCUCACGUGCAUAGCUUGCUCCAACACCAACAAUGUCGGAUCUAAAGAAGAAGACGACAGAGUUCUUGGAACACCUACGUCUAAGCAGAAGAUCAAGUCCUUGACGUCACAAAUAAAAGACAUGGCGAUAAAAGCAUCAGGUGCUUACAAAAGCUGCAAACCGUGUUCAGGGUCUUUAAACCGGAACCACCGUGACUCAGAUGCUUCAGGGAGGUUUCAUUAUGCAUACAAGAGACCUAUAAGCGGAAGCUCAACGCCUAAGAUUCUAGGGAAAGAAAUGGAGUCAAGGCUGAAAGGGCUUUUGAGUGGAGAAGGCACACCUGAAUCCAUUAGUGGUAGGACAGAGUCCACAUUGUUCAUUGAGGAGGAGGAAGAAGAUGAGGUUAAAGAAUGGGUUGCUCAAGUGGAGCCUGGUGUCCUCAUCACUUUUGUUUCAUUGCCUGAGGGAGGGAAUGAUCUCAAACGGAUCCGGUUCAGCCGUGAGAUGUUUGAUAAAUGGGAAGCUCAAAAAUGGUGGGGAGAGAAUUUUGAGAAGGUCAUGGAGUUAUACAAUGUGCAGCAACUUAAUCAGCAGAGUGUCCCGGUUCCAACUCCUCCUUCUAGAUCCAACUUAAUUAGCUCUACCUCUAUCAAGAACAGUCCUGCAACCCCACCAUUACACAAAGAAUGUCAAGGCUCACUCUCUCAUCAACCAACAACACAAACACAAACUCGGUACCGUGAUUCGUCUGGUCUUGCAACGACACCAAAACUCUCUGGCGUAAGUGUGAUCAAAACCGAGACAUCAUCGGUUGAUAUGUCUGGAAGAAGUAGUGGCUCAUCUAGGGAAGAAGAGGAAGAAGAUUAUUCAGAGGAUGUUUCAGUAAGUAAUGGAAGUGAGAUGGAAACAGAAUGGGUAGAACAAGACGAAGACGGUGUUUACAUAACAAUCAGAGCUUUACCAGAUGGAAGUCGUGAGCUUAGACGUGUUCGCUUUAGCCGAGAGAGGUUUGGAGAAACGAAAGCAAGAUUGUGGUGGGAAGAGAACAGAGCUCGGAUACAACAUCAGUACUUGCUGUGA